AUAUCACACAGUUCGACCAAAUCCAUCAAAUGUUGGUGACUACGACUCAUUUAUAAGAGCUUAUUACAUUUGCUCGUUUAUACCAACCACUCAAAGUCAGAAAUAUCCCUCGAGGGACUCGGAAACGCGUAGCACAGCUACUUCACCAUGGCUGCUAUGCGAGGGCCGCGUCUUCAAGUCGGCUCAGCUGCUUGGGUUGAGGAAGAGCGAUCAUCUGCCCUUCAGAUCGUUCAGUCAGAAGUGGAAGAAUUUACCUUCUCUGUUAGAAACGAGGUUGAGUGGCUGAAUGAACACCUCGCCGGUGUUUUCAACGAGAAUGAGAUAAACUUUGCUGAAACCUUUAAAACACCCGGAAAGCUUCGCGGGCGAACACCGCGCACGAUAAACAAGAAAGAUGUCGUCCAGAAUAGAGCGCCAUUAUCUGAUAUUUUUACUUCGACGCCAAACGGAACUGCCACCAAGUUCAACCAAAUGCGAUCUCCCGCACAUGCAGAGCUGCUGAAGAAGCCGGUUACCCAAUCAGUCCCAGUAAAACCAUUCAAACCAGAUGCCGCGUCACAGCAGACUCAAGAUUCUGGAUAUGGAACCCAGAAAUAUGAUGAGGCAUCGUACGUGGAUCCGACAUUCGUGGAUCCGAUUAGCAGUCCUAUGCACGAGGAAGAGAAAGAGUCUAGUCCAGCCAAACAAAGCACUCCCGGAGUCGUGGCUGUGGACUCCCCCCAGCAACAUUUCGUCCCAACACAUGACGACAAUACCACGACAAAAUCGAUAUCAUCAACAAAUAAUUACAAAGAAACCCGCGAUAUCGACUCAUCUCCAUUAUUAGAUGUAGACGAUGAGUCAGAUUUUGAUGAUGACGUGAACGUCAAGCGUAUAGGGACGAGGUCUCCCUCGGAAGCGUCAAGCCCGGUUCGACAGAUGACGCGGAAGAGCAGUCUAAACUUUGCAUCUCUUCCAGCCCGGGAACCACUACCAGCAGCUAAAGCAAUGUCAGGUGGGCGCACCUCCCGACUCAGCUAUUCCAAAGCAACACAAUAUCCGCGACUUGGCAGCGACAGGAAUAACACGGGCAAGGUCGAGGUUGAGCAGACGGAGGAAAUUCAAGAUGAUUAUGACGCUCCUAAAAACGGUAUUGAGUCACCAGAUCCUUCUAAGACAUAUACACAACGAUUGCAGGAUCAAAUCAAACGCCUUGGACACUCUGAUGGAAAUAACGCGCCUCCACCAAUGACUCAACCACCAGCUCAAGCUGUAUCGAAGACAUUUGCCGGAACUAAGAUUGUUUCCCCUCAGAGAAGAGAAAGCAUUCAACAAACUAUACAGACAACACCAGGAGCCUUCCCCCAAGACGAUGACGAUGAUGAUUGGAUUGAGCCGCCUACGACUGUUAGACCUGGGCUACCAAAGAGUUACUCUGCCGACGUGAUGGAGGGUAUUCGUGAUAAAAACACUAUUGGACAGCCAGACUUUUCUAGGGAUGCUGAGCCUGAAGAUAACUUCACGCAAGGCAUCCUUGCAACACCUGGUGCUGCACCUGCCAGCCCUGUUGUGUCUAGGAUUCCGGCCACCUACUCAGAGACAGCCUUGACCCAAAUUCCAUCUACUUCGGACGCAGACUUUAGGGACGUAUUGAAGAGCACCGAGACGCGCCCCGAGUCACCAUCUCGCUUGUUCCGAGAGAGCCCUCUAAAGCAGGUAAAAAACAAGUUAUCCUCGAUUCUCAAGAGCUCGCGAGGGUUGCUUGCAAGCAGUGCUGCCAUUAGUGCUGAAAGCAAGUCUAUCCUGUCACCAUCUACUCUACGCCUUGGGCUCCACUCUACGCCGUCUGUAGAAUCGAUCUCAUCGCCACAGCGAGGCGCAUCUAAGACCUUGCGAAGUGCGGAUCUUGCUGUACCUGCCAGCCCAGCUCGAUCAACUACCCGAUCAGUAUAUGCGGCACCGGAACCGAAGGUUGACUCUAAUCGUGAAGCGGAGGCCAAAGCAAAGGCUGCUGACCAGCUGGCUAAGCUCGAACAAGCUCGAGAACAAGAACGUGAGAAGGCACAUGUUUUUAGCAAAGAACAGGAUCGAAUUGCGGCGAUGGAAAAUGAGAUUGCGCAAAAGAAGCACAUUGAGCGCAAAGCACUUCCAAGCCAAACACCUCGGGUAAACCGAAGCAGCCCCCGUAAGCCGAGGCUUGGUGAAGACAACGAUGCGCAUGAUGGAGAUCUCCCAAUGGCUGAUGCACCACUGCCAAUGCCCUCCUCUGCAGCGAAGGCGACCUCUACGACUGGUCACGCACUUCGAAAUAAGGAGAGCAAGCGUCCCGUCAAACCCAGCAGGGAGCCUUUAGUCAAAACCAAGCUUAUUCCUACAGUCAUUCGGGUUAAUACGGGGUCCCAGCACUCUCAAUAUCGCCCAUCUAGCCGCCAAUCAACGGGCCAGCCAGAGACUAUCCCGACGCCAAUAAUAACACAACCUCCUCAACUUGCCAGCAAAGCUAGCAAAGCUGCCCUACAGGCUAAACCAUCGACACAGAGCCUGCGAUCACUGUCAGCGGCGAAGAAGAAGGAGCAAGAAGAACGAGAAGCUCAACGUAAACGAGAGGCUAAGGCUGAAGCGGAUCGCAAGAAGAUUGCGGCUCAGGAGGAAGCUCGACGACAGGAGCAGCAGCGCCGAGCUGAAAUCGAACGCCAAAAACAAAAAGAACGAGAAGCGGCGGAAGAGAAGAAGCAUGCACAACGUCAAGCGGCAAUUGAGAAGGCGAAACAAACACGCGCACCGCCCCCCGCAGUACGUGCUCAGCCGAAUGGACCUCCAGAUUUCAGUCUCAGUCAACAGAAAUCUGUCCCACCUUCUGCACAAAAGGCGAGCGCUCACGCAAGCCGACCCCCAUCUCGUAUGGGACCUCCUGAGAAUGGUAACCCACGACUUGCAGGAUCUGUAGUCAGCAGUCUGGCUGCUGGACAGAAGCGCAUUCUUGAGACGAAUGAUAAGGAUGCAAAGCGACGCCGAACAAGCGAAAACUUUGACGAUAGCGAAUCCAGUAGUCAGCAUAUGAAAGGGCCGCCAGUUCGACCCUCCCCAGGCUUUAAGAAGGAUAUGCCAAAGGGUAUUUUCCAAAGCGGAUACUCUAAUGCACCAGCGAGUGCCACGCGCGACAUCUUCAAGGCUUCAGUGGCUUCUCAACAAGGCGCACAAAAGGGUGGCCAUCCUCUAGACAUGGCUCAAAUUUCGAAGGGAGGCAUCCCCUUCGCACCUAAUCAGAAUGGUGCAAGUUCAGCAUUUAAGACACCAGCAAGGACAGGACACGCAUUGCUUGCCAAGUCAACAGCAAAAUCAGUGUCCCGACCCUCACCGCAGUUUCAGAAUGGCGAGUCUAUCGAGUUGCCGGAGAUCCAAACAGAUGAUGAGGAUGAGGAUGAUGAUCCUGGCAUGCAGAUUGCAGAUUGGGCAAACUCACCGGCUCUCCACCAGUCUCUCGUUCACCAGGAGACUUUGGAUCCUUUACAAAUCUUUGGUGCACCAGGUCCGCUUAACAUGGAAGAAGUGUUUAACAAGCACAAGGAACGAUGGGGGAAGUUCCGUGCAAGAACCUCCAGUGCCAAUUGGAGUGGGUUAGAUCGCUUAACAGAGGACGAUGUACGAAAGGAUAUGGCGGCAAGAGAGAAGCUGCGCCGUGAAGGCGGAUGGUCUUACGAAAUGAGUCGCGAUAUGCUGUAAGUGGCUAUCAAUCCUUGUUGCCACAGGUUUGGUGAUGAUAAACGACAUGGAGCAACGGGACAUGGCGCAAGAAGUUUUCUUCUUCUUUUUUCGUAUUUUAUUGGGGCGUAACUCUAAUCAGGCGUUAGAAUUUCCACGCAUAGCAUAUUCUUAUAUUUAUUUUCUGAGCUUUAUUAGAGCUGUUGUUUUCUUCUUAUGUAUGCUUCUGUUAUACCAGCACGUGAUCCACCCGCCUAGUGUACCUUUUGCAUCGGUGCCCCUUGCCGGCAGUGGAGCCUGGGCGACCCCUUUCCCUUUACGGACGAAGGACGCCAGGCGAAAAAAAAAAGUUGCUACAUCAAUAGAAAGUUGCCCCUAC
[Torrubiella] hemipterigena is the source of this 4060-nucleotide messenger RNA. NCBI's taxonomy places the organism in Eukaryota, Fungi, Ascomycota, Sordariomycetes, Hypocreales, Clavicipitaceae. The record is from the annotation of a GenBank genome assembly.